GCAAAUGUUGUAUGUCCAGACGACGGAUAACAACACUUUUUUCAUUCACCAAAUUUCGAUAAAGACUAGUUUGUCAUGAAGGGCACUGACAAUAGAUUCUCUACGUUCCAGAAAGCGUCUGCGUAGUGUUGCGCAAACUCCCUUUUGAUGAUGCUAUACCAUAUUUAUUUAUAAUUAUCGUAUUUUCAUUAUCAUUUCAGCGUAUUUUAGCAGACAGCGCCACUUAUGACAGUUCGACAACUAACAGUAUAGAAGCUGCUGUCGUCAACGGUUAAUUCUGGCAUCAUAGUAAUUUUGCCUUCAUCUGUCGUCUGGAUCUUCUGUUCGAGGUCCAGUUAGUAAAUCUUCUCGUUAUAACUGACAAAUUAGGUAUCAUCGUAGCUUCUGAAUUAUACAUCGAUGGCUUCCAUGGAUCACAUAUUACCACCCAACUUACAGUGCCCAAUAUGUUUGGAACUUCUUGAUGAUCCUAAACAGUUAUCUUGUGAGCACACAUUUUGUAAGAGAUGUGUUCAUGAUUUGUUGGCAUGCUCUUCACGGAGUGUUGAAAAUUGCCUAAAAUGCCCAGUUUGUCAGAGCACGACGGAUGUCGGUGGUAGUAUUAUAGGAAAUCUCAACACAAAUGUUCCUCUCAAGUGUCUCCUAGAAGAGUACAGAAGUAAGAAGGGCCUUUGUGAAAUGUGCGACAAAAAAGCAAAAGCCAAGCUCUAUUGCCGUGACUGCGAAAAGGAGAUGUGUAGAGCUUGCCUAAAAAUCCAUAACAAGUGGUCGCCUAACCUCAAGCAUGAAGUUAUUUCCUUAAAGGAGAUCAGAAAAGGGGUGAUGGUCUUCAACGAAAAGGUGUACUGUCAAGAACAUAAGUCUGAUGGGAAAGAUCAUGUCUGUACCGAUGUCUGUAAUACUUGCAACAAAUUUAUUUGUCUGAGAUGUCGAAUGCUGUUUCAUGAAAAGAAAGGUCAUUCCGUCUUUGACGCUGAAGAGUACAAGAGUUCUAUCCGAAAAGAAAUUGAAUAUCUCGUUGACCAAGGAAAAAUGAAAAGUAAGACUCUCAACAAUCAUGUUGCCUAUGUUAUGAGUCAAAUGGACCGUGUUAUUGAUCACACUGACAGCAUACAGGCUCAAAUAAACAAGGAUUAUAAUGACAUGUGCAAGAGACUAAAGGAGCGAAAACGGGCACUAGAUUGGCAGUUGUAUGUUCAGAAGAAGGAACUCUGCCAGAGACUAGAGGAAAUGAAAGACACCAGUGUAAAAAUGGUCGUGAAUAUCGAGAAGGCGAGUGAACUGGCUGGCUACAGUUUAAAUGCACCACUUAGAGGGAUCACCAUUACCAUCCAUGAAACACUUUCAAGUGAAUUAAAGACAGUCCUCGAUACGGAUAACCCAGAACAGAAGUUUUCUCGUGACAUAGCUGAACGGGCUGAGGAAAUAAUGUUUGACCAAAAGAGUCAGUGCGAUCAGCUAGAGAUAGGGGAUAUCUUAUUCGUGAAAUGUAGGCUGAAAUGUGACGUAGGUCUCACAGAGGAGAACACUAUCAAUACGAUGGCUGCUACCUCUGAUGGUAUGAUGGCAGUAGGAUACAGUACAGGGGGAAUCGACGUCUUCAAUGCUGAUGGCCAACUGCAGACAACAGUACUCAAAGACGUUAAUAUCCUAGGGGUAGGAUUCCUUUCUGAUGGUCGGCGUGUUGUACUAUCCACCAGUAAUAUCAUGACAUUGUACACAUCAGAAUGGGAGAUACAGAGCACACGGUUUCAGACUCUAGCUCUUGAUGAAGCAGGAAUCGCUGACCUCACCAUUGGCGAUGAAAAUCAGAUCUACAUCAGCUACAGGACAGCUAAGCAGAUCCAGGAAUUCACACCAGCUGGUGGAAAUGCCAUAAGAGUGAUAUCAUGUCAAGGGUACGAACCUGAGCAGAUCUGCAGCUUUGGGAAUGGGUUCAUAAUAAAAUCUAGCAGUAGUUCUGCCUGUACGGUGAGUGUCGUCGACUGUCAAGGUGUGAUAGAACACAAUGUAUCAGUCGAGAACGGUGCUUUCUGCCAUUCUGCAGUAUGUCGCGAAAGGUCUAUCCUCAUCUGUUCAUUCCAGGCUGAUGAGGGGAUACUCACUGUCAAGGAGCACAAUGACGAGUUGGCUCCAGUUAAGACACUCGUUUGUCACAGGAUUGUGAAACCUGAAAGGCACUGGUUUUGCCUUCAACAAUUCCGAUCUGGGGAAAUCGCCUUCUGUACGACAGAGAGGAUUUACAUCUUCGAAUAGUUAAGUCAAUCCCCCCCCAAAAAAAAAAAAAAAAUGAUGGGUGUUUUGAGCCUUCCCUUCAGGCGUAGCAGUCUCCACUGACCUUGGUUCUAUGUUGAAAAAUAUACUGUAAAUAUCAGUUUUCAGCAAAGACAAUGACAUGAAUCAUUACUAAGUCCAUUGGCUACUUGUAUUUUGUCUUCAAAGGACUUGUCCAUAGGUGUCUUCAGCCUACAUCAGGAGUUUAGAGACGUUUG
This is a messenger RNA of Lytechinus pictus (painted urchin), 2492 nucleotides long. Its product is annotated as transcription intermediary factor 1-beta-like. Gene Ontology annotation, biological process: protein monoubiquitination. The transcript has a single exon. The record is from RefSeq and is a predicted model, not a curated record. NCBI's taxonomy places the organism in Eukaryota, Metazoa, Echinodermata, Echinoidea, Temnopleuroida, Toxopneustidae. Gene Ontology annotation, molecular function: ubiquitin protein ligase activity; zinc ion binding. Bases 400 to 2256 code for a protein of 618 amino acids.